AUGGUCGUGGAUUUCCACAAGAACGCAGCCCCACCUGCCCCCAUCACCCUGUGGGACUCCCCCGUCGCCCCUGUGGGGUCCUUCAGCUACCCGAGCUCCACCCCCCCAAGCUCCAUCACCAAGAAGGCUCACACGCUGGUGGAGCAGGCAAAGGAAGUGACCCUCUCCUUCCAAAACAGUCAGGUCAUUGAUUUGGAUAGAGAUUGGAAGCUGGUCCUUCUCUUUGCUCAAGUAGGUCAGCGCUGUGCCUGUGAGCAGCAUCAGUUUCAGUCUGUUAUCAAAGCCGUGGUUGAAGAGGUGGAUGACGCUCUGCAGCUGCUGCACUCUCAGCUGAAGCGAGCCAUCGUCAGUGUUGCCUUGUGGGAUGGAGAGCAUGACAAUUUACACAACAAUGACAGGAUGUGUCGAUGCAUGGAGUCAAACAAUGAAGGAGAAGCCAGACUUCAGAGGGCUAUACUGAGUCAUGCUCUGCAGGAGUCUUUGGAUGAGCUCACAAUGAAGAGGCGUUGGUACGGCGACAGAGAGGACUUCACCGUCGUUGUGCAGAGCGCACCUUUCAUCACAGGCCCUUCUUCUAGUGGGAAGCCUCUCUCUGAGCAACAAGCAGCACAACAAGCUGAUACACUGAUGGUGCAGAUGUGGACAAACCUGCUGCAACCCAUAAGUGGGCAACAUAACACAGAAGACAUCGCAUUGCCAUGUCCAACUGAGGACCGACCCUUCCUGAGGACGGAAGGAAACUCUCCUUCAUAUCACCGUAGUGAUGUCGCUCCUCUCCUUCACCCAUUUACAGGCACAGUGAUGCCCUGUGAAGACCUCAGGCCCUCACCCUCCACACCCACCUCAGUCCAUGAACUCAGGCCUGGAGAUAUCAAAGUGGUGGCUGCUGUGGGAGACUCUCUGACAGCGGGGAACGGGAUCGCAUCCACAACCAAUAACAUCCUGGACGUAAUGAGUCAGUACAGAGGUUUAUCCUGGAGUAUAGGUGGAGAUGAAAACCUCACAACUGUCACCACGCUGCCCAACAUCUUAAAACAUUUUAACCACAACCUGAUGGGCUAUUCUGUUGGCACGGGCAAGCAGCACACUCCUCAGGCGUUCCUCAACCAGGCUGUAGCAGGAGCUAAGAGCAAGAGCAUACCAACACAGGUACGAGCCCUGGUGGCAAAGAUGAAGAGUGAUUCUAGAAUCAAUUUUGAGUCAGAUUGGAAGGUGAUCUCCCUUUUCAUUGGUGGAAAUGACAUCUGUGACCACUGCCACAACUCUCUACUUUACUCUGAAGAGAAUUUUAUUAGUAAUAUUCGAGACAGCCUGGAUUAUCUACACAAAGAGGUGCCUCGAGCUCUGGUGAAUUUAAUAGAACCUCUUCAUAUAACCCCUCUGAGAGAAAUGCACAUUGACACUUCACUUAAAUGUCCUACUUGGCUGGUAAAUAUCAUGUGUUCUUGUGUUAUCUUGCCAAAGCCUGGCUCUAAAGCUCUGCAAAAGGUGGAGGACAUCAAUAGAGGCUAUCAGCGUUUACUGCAUGGGCUUGUGGAGUCAAGCCAGUACGACACUCGCUCAGACUUCACUGUGGUCAUCCAGCCUUUCUUCAGAGAAAUCAUUGUCCCCAAACUGCCGGUGAGAUGGCCGUGCUUCCACCUCAGCCAGAAGGCCCAGACGCUGAUGGCUCGCUCCCUCUGGAACAACAUGCUGGAACCUCUGGGCAAUAAGACGACCCUACAGGAUUUUUCUGCAGACACUGAACUGAAAUGUCCAACCAAGACAUCACCAUACAUCCGAACCUUUAACAACAGCAAUUACAUAUAUGCUGGUCCUUCUCCAACACCAGGACCUAUCACAAACUGGGGGAGUGAUUUCUCCUGUGUGGACAUUGCUCCAUCUGAAACUGUGCCAACUUCAGUUCACAAGCUGAGACCAGCAGACAUCAAGGUGGUGGCAGCACUGGGAGACUCUACAACGGCAGGCACUGGCGCUAAGGCAAAGAACCUGUUUGACCUCAAUAAAGACUAUAAAGGAGUAUCAUGGAGCAUUGGAGGCGAUAAUAGUCUGGAGACGGUCACAACACUCCCAAACAUCUUGAAGAAGUUCAACCCUUCCUUACAGGGUUUCUCCAAAGGCCAAGGGUCUAGACAGAAGGCCUUCAACUUAGCUGUACCUGGAGCUAAGACCUCAGGGAUCCCAGUACAAGUACAAGCUCUCAUCAUGGCCAUGAGAGAUCAUAAGGAGGUGGAUUUUGAAAAGGACUGGAAACUUGUGACAAUAUUUGUUGGAGGAAAUGAUCUUUGCAAUUAUUGCGUAGACCAAAAUAAUCUGUCGCCCAAGAACUACAGCCACAAUAUUAUGCUCAGUUUGGACAUGUUUUACAAAGAGGUACCGAGGCUGUUAGUUAACCUUGUGGCAAUCUUGCAGAUAGAUCCAUUGAAAUCAGUUAAGAGGAACACGCUAGGCUGUUCACUCUUGCAGAGGACCAGCUGUCCCUGUGUUAUCAACCCAGCUGAAAACUCCCCAGAGUUUCAAGAGAUAAAACAAAUAAAUCGCGAGUAUCAGGCUGAAAUCCAACAUCUUAUUUCUGGAAAUCGCUAUAAUGGAAAAGAAGAUUUUGCGGUUGUCCUUCAACCCUUUUUACACAAUUAUUUCAUUCCUCAUAUUGGAGAGGGUGAGGUGGACCCAAGUUUCUUCUCUCUGGACUGUUUCCACAUAAGUGAGCGAGCUCAUGCUGAGAUGGCCGUUGCCUUGUGGAAUAACAUGUUGGAGCCCAUCGGCAGAAAGCAGACCUACAACAACUUCACAUACGACCGCUUUAAGAUUCAUUGUCCCUCUGAGAACAAUCCCUUCAUCUUCACUGAGAUCAACAGCCUACCAAGUCCGCCAGUAACCACCACAACAGCAUCCACAGUCAACAGUCCUGCACCAAUCAUCCCUGUGGCCAAGUGCCCUUCCUCUUUGCCCGUGUGGGUGCCAGUGGUUGUGGGAAUUAGGGCAGAUCGACUGGACAGAACCAACGCAGCUACAGGAUGA
Cyclopterus lumpus (lumpfish) is the source of this 3021-nucleotide messenger RNA. RefSeq names its product phospholipase B1, membrane-associated-like. Bases 1 to 3021 code for a protein of 1006 amino acids. Lineage: Eukaryota; Metazoa; Chordata; Actinopteri; Perciformes; Cyclopteridae. Gene Ontology annotation, biological process: phospholipid metabolic process. Gene Ontology annotation, molecular function: glycerophospholipase activity. The transcript has 39 exons. The record is from RefSeq and is a predicted model, not a curated record.